AUGAAAGUGCAUUAACGCAGCAAAGUCGAUAAUUUUUAAUUAAAUUGGUACUUUGCGUCGUUCUGCUAUUGGACCAAAAAAACGGAAUGAAAGUUGACUGUGCUAUAAAGUUAGAUAUCUAUGGUUGUGUAUAAUAUCUUUGACGCACGGGGUUUGUUUGUUAGUUUCAGAAACGUCAAGAGAGGGAAGAGUUAUGUGUUUACAUAUCUGAGUAACACACUGAUGUUUAGGUGGAAUAAUGGAGUGUGGUGUUUCCUCAAAAUAAGUACAGGAAUUGUAUCUCAUUCUGGUGCAAGGAAACCAAUCAGUGCUUCGUACUGCAGCAAGGCUUUGUACAUACCGAACGCCGAUGUAGGUUGAUGUAGGCUUCUCGGUUUCGUAAAGGCCGAGAGAGGAUGGAACCAGAUCCAUUAAGUGUCAUUCUUGUGAAGAGCGAUAGUAAAGGUGACCGCUUAUUAUUUCGGUAUCCUUAUGCAAAUGACUUGCGCACCGAGUCUGGACACCAGAAACGCCGAAAAAAUCCCUAUGCACUCGUUGUGACUGAAGAUUUGCUCCAGAGUCCACCUCCUCAGACUUCCAACAUUUCCAAAGGACGCCUGACAGGUUUUUCAGAUGAAGUACUAUCAACGCUGUUCGCUGUAAAACCUGAGUUAUGUGAGAGAAAAUUUGAACUCAAAGUGAACGAUGUGCGUUUUGUCGGACACCCUACUUUGAUGCCGUCAGUACACGGUGGAAAAAGAGAUAAUUCUUCGGUUAUAUUGAUAAAUAUUGUUUUUGCACUGCGAGCAACUGCUAGCCACUCAAUUGUGAAGUGUUAUUACGACCUCAGCAAAAGGUUAGGUGUGGCGUUAAGACAUGAAGAAAAGCGUUGUGGAUAUGUUAGCCAGGAAAAUAGAAUAAUGGUCACAGCUCAUGAUGAAGUAGCCUCCAGGCCGGAGGAGGAUCGAGAUCGUGGGAGCCAUUUGGACGAUACUGAGUGUCCCUUCGAGCUGAUAGUGCAACGCUCUGCUCUAGCUCGCAAGUUGCGCUCUGUGUACGAGGACUUGAGCACGACAGGGCUGGUACAGAUCCGCAUCAACAAUUGGAUAGAAGUGAGCUUCUGUUUGCCACAGAAGGUGCACCAGUGCCACUGCAGGGGCAUUGUGCUGGAGCCAGAAUCCAUCAAGAGGUACCUUGAGUUUGAAGAAAGGUGUUUGCAAUCCCUGAAGCCGUACCAUGGCCUGCUGCUGCUGGUGGAGCCCUCGGAGCUGCUGGAGACUCUUUCUCCAGACUCGUCGCCGGCACUCGUGCGCCUCGUGCAGAUCUACUCCCCCAUAAAGUCGCUGCAGACACUUGCUGCCGAUGCGGACUUAACACUUCGGCAGGUGUUCCAGCUAACAGGACAUUUGGUGUACUGGGCAAAGGCAACUGUGAUUUUCCCACUGUGUGAGAACAAUGUGUAUGUGGUUUCACCUGACGCUCCAACUGGUAUCAACAGUCCUCUGGUUGAGAGGUUCUCAGAAAGCUUCCCAGGGCUCAAUCUGCUGCAGGUGAUGAGCGACUUCUCACUGCCAACUCCCUUGGGGCAGAAAAAGAACCCCCUACACCACCCGCAGCAGCAGUCGCAGCUGGUGAAGGUGGUUGUUUGGCUGCUGCAGCACAAAAUGCUGCUGCAGUUGCACACAUAUGUCUACUUCAUGCCAACGGCGAGGGGCCCUCCGUUAAGAAAUCAGGCGGGAAGCAGUAGUGGAGGCGGAGGAGGGAGCUUCCGCGGGACUCCGGACGAGAGUGACCUGAGUUCAACUGUGAGUGACGAGGGCAUCGGCAGCCUGGUCCCAGACCUCCUGACCCCCGUGGUGGACCAGCCACCGUUCGCAGAGCUGACUGACGACGAGAGAGCCGCCGUGCUGCGAUGUCCGGCAGCUGCCAACCCCGAGGACUUGCGGCUGCUGGCACGGCUCUGUAGGGCAGGCUAUUUGCGUGGAGAACACCACUUGGAAGAGAUCAUGUACCAGGAGAACCUGCGCCGAUCCACACUGCUCCAGCUUCUGGACAAGUUCCGUGACGUCCUCGUUACCUGCGAUACUGAAGACCCCGACAUAGCAGUCUUCCACACACACACCGACAGUCCAGGUAUCUGCUAAGCCUAUAUUCGCGCAGAAAAAGGACAGGAGUGGAUGCUUUUUCUGCAACUGGAAAGUGUGUCUGUGUCAAUUACCCCAAAUAGCAUUUUGUGCUGUGGAUGGUAUCUUGUUCCUAAGUAAUAAAAGCUAUUUCUUUAUGAUGUGGCCAGAAUCACUAGUUCGGUAGUUCACCAUAUCUCGACGACCAUUCCAUGCGUGUUAAAAACAAGUGGAAACCAAAACUACGAGGCACAGGAAAGUACAAAUGUCUGACUUGUAUUUACUAAGGAACAUACUGAAUAAUUGAAACUCUGUGCUACCCAAUUUUAAGCCAGUGUACAAAACUGUGAUGUAAAAUUUGUGCCUCUCCACUGUUACCAUAAAGACAAUCUGUGAUGUUUUCUUUCUUUUUUUUAAAGUGUGAUUUCUGUUAUCCGUAAAGUUUUACCAGAAGCAUAUGUAGCUUACACAGAGCACAUUUGUGAGCUCUGUGCAAUAAUUUUGCAUGUGUUGAAAGGCCAGUUUGCUUCUGUAUUUACAGAUUUUUUUUAUAAAUAAAUAUUUAUAUAUUGU
This is a messenger RNA of Schistocerca piceifrons (Central American locust), 2675 nucleotides long. It is a transcript of the gene Nprl3, whose product is annotated as GATOR complex protein NPRL3. The transcript is spliced from 7 exons. Bases 396 to 2123 code for a protein of 575 amino acids. The record is from RefSeq and is a predicted model, not a curated record. Gene Ontology annotation, cellular component: GATOR1 complex. NCBI's taxonomy places the organism in Eukaryota, Metazoa, Arthropoda, Insecta, Orthoptera, Acrididae. Gene Ontology annotation, biological process: positive regulation of autophagy; negative regulation of TORC1 signaling; TORC1 signaling.